Messenger RNA from Annulohypoxylon maeteangense, 1142 nucleotides. RefSeq lists its product as uncharacterized. The record is from RefSeq and is a predicted model, not a curated record. Bases 71 to 931 code for a protein of 286 amino acids. Lineage: Eukaryota; Fungi; Ascomycota; Sordariomycetes; Xylariales; Hypoxylaceae. The transcript has a single exon.
CCCUAUAAGUAAGUAGGGCAUAAAGAACUGACUGGAAGGGAACUAUAGCUUGACAAACAGUGACCAUAAGAUGCUGGAGAUAGGCUAUACCGCUUACCAGCAGAAGCACUAUGUCACCUGCCAUUCCAGCCUACUCUGCUAUUGGUCUGCCACCAUUCGAGAUGCCGUCUACGCCCAAGCAAACCCCGUGCGUUGCAUCUGGAUCGAGUUCGAGCACAAAGAUGAACAAAUAACCGCUCUUUGGAAGCAGGUCGUCCAGUGGUGCUACACCGGAAGGCUCUUCGACCCGACAAGCGGCAGCGACGCCUCAAUCGGCACGGCUGACGACAUCGAGUUGAUCUGGAACGUAGCUGUCAGUCUCGAGAUGAACGAACUUGCUAACUAUUGCAUGCAUCUCAUCAUCGUCAAGUACUCCUGGGGCAUCACGAGUCGCGACACACUAAACAAGAAGAUCCAUCCUCGCGACAGCCCCUAUGACGCCUGGGGCCCCUACCACGUGUUCAUCAAUUGCUACAAGCUGGGUGUUAGACAUCGCAAGCUGCUUGAGUUCAUGGAAGAGUUCAUCGGCGCGUGUGGACCGCUGGCGCCGCGUAAACGCGCACGCGCUAGCCCGGCGACUCAACAGAGCUGGCAAACCACGUGCGGGGACAAUGAAGACUUCCGCGACUGGAUCGAACAAUUGGGUGGUCUUGAGCAUGAGCGAGUUGAGGCCGUGCUGCCAACACACUCCAAUCAGUGGGAUACGUACAUGAUACCAGCCCAUCCUAGAGUCCCGGAUAAUAUCCACCAAUGGUCAGAGGCGCACGAUGCGAAUACCCAGUGGGACAGUAAUCCUGUGGAUCUUAUGGGAGCCUAUGGGAAUGCAGGUGACGCACAGGGUCCUGAUUUCCAAUGGACGUUCUAUACUGUAGCUGCUGGCUGGAUUUUUUAGAUAGGGCCGAGAACGAGAUAUUUCCGAAGGGUUUCGCGUAUGAUUCAAGGGAUGCGGAAUGACCUGGUUUACUGAAGGGGGGGGAGUUUGGGGGAUAUACCCCCCAAAAAUUAUUGCCAAUAUGUUGUAGGUAGAAAUACCUUAGAUAUCACAGAAAAACAUCGCUGUUUUCCCAUCCUAUAAAUUCACACCGUGACACUUUCAAUAGAGG